Molecule: messenger RNA, 3717 nt
Organism: Phalaenopsis equestris
Lineage: Eukaryota; Viridiplantae; Streptophyta; Magnoliopsida; Asparagales; Orchidaceae
Product: glutamate receptor 3.4-like
Exons: 7
Coding region: 339-3140 (933 amino acids)
Cellular component (GO): plasma membrane
Molecular function (GO): glutamate-gated receptor activity
Source: RefSeq, a predicted model, not a curated record
UUGGGUGAUUCUUCCCGUGCUUUUCCUUUAUUCCAAGCUUAGUUAAUGGCGUAAGAUAUUGCUUGACUCAGAUAGGCUAAAAGUGAUUGGAUGGAAGACCCUGAGUUGUUGUCUUCCUUACUUAGUCACAUUUGAGCUGCGACUUCUCACAGGAGACGUUCAGAUGCUUCAGAUACACCUUCGUCUUCGUUUAGUCUAGCACUUGGAUUGGGGCUUCAAGUUUUCCUCGUUAAAUUCAGAGCUCACUCAACUGUAACUGGAAGAAGUUCUUGAAUCCUUUGUACUUUCAACAGCUGAGGUUGGGGUGAGCAGGCAGUUGGUUCUUCUGGAUUUGAGCCAUGGAUUUGGGUUCUUUGUUGGCUGUUUGUUUCUUGUUUGUUCUGUGUGGAGGAGAGGCAGUGGAGAAGAAUGGCACAGGAAGCCUUUCAAGACCAAGAGUUGUGAAUAUUGGAGCUCUCUUUACCUUCAAUUCUACUAUUGGGAGGGCCGCCGGGCCGGCAAUUCAGCUUGCGGUGGAGGAUGUGAAUGCAGAUUCAAGCAUUCUUGGAGGUACAAGGCUAAAUGUUAUCGCACAAGACACAAAGUGUAGUGGGUUUCUUGGUACCGUUGAAGCCUUGAAGCUAAUGGUGAAUGAUGUAGUUGCUAUAAUUGGUCCACAGUCCUCUGGGAUUGCUCAUGUCAUCUCCCACGUCGUUAACGAACUCCACAUCCCUCUUCUUUCAUUCGCCGCCACGGACCCAGCGCUGGAUUCCUUGCAGUAUCCAUACUUCCUUCGCACAACCCAAAGCGACUAUUUUCAGAUGAACGCUGUGGCCGAUAUUAUCGAAUAUUAUGGAUGGAGAGAGGUCAUCGCCAUCUUCGAAGACGACGAUUAUGGAAGGGGAGGUGUUUCAGCACUUGGCGAUGCGCUUUCUUCUAAACUUGCUAAGAUCUCUUAUAAAGCAGCAUUAACUCCUAAUGCUGAUAGCAAUGAAAUAAAUGAUCAGCUGGUUAAAGUAAACUUGAUGGAAUCUCGAAUUUUCGUAGUUCAUGCAAAUCCUGAUACAGGCUUGUUGGUUUUUUCACUUGCAAAAAAGCUUGGAAUGAUUAAUGUUGGAUAUGUGUGGAUAGCCACAGAUUGCCUCUCUUCAGUCUUGGACUCAUCAGUAAGUCCUGAUUCUGACACAAUGAGUCUAAUACAAGGGGCCAUCAUUCUCCGCUCUCAUGCGCCGGAUUCAAAUGUCAAACAAAAAUUUAUAUCUAGAUGGAAUAAAUUAAUUCAGAAUGGAGAUCUAAGUUCAAGUUUAAACAUGUAUGGGUUAUAUGCAUAUGAUACUGUAUGGCUUGUUGCCCAUGCUGUUGACCAGUUUCUACAUGAGGGGGGAGCUGUUUCAUUUUCUAAAGAUCCUAGAUUGAACGAUGCAAACGGAAGCUCGUUGCAUUUAUCUGCACUUCAGUCCUUCGAUGGAGGAAGCAAUCUACUAAAAAAAUUGAAACUUGCAAGCUUUACAGGUCUAAUUGGUCAAAUUCAGUUCAAUUCAGAUGGGAAUUUGAUCCAUCCGGCAUACGAUAUUCUUAAUGUCGCCGGGACGGGUUUGCGGAGGGUUGGUUUUUGGUCGAAUUAUUCGAGCUUAUCGAUUGUUGCACCUGAAACACUGUAUGGAAAGCCUCUUAACAUUUCCGCCAGUAGCCUCCAACUUUAUGGUGUCGUUUGGCCUGGAGAGAGCACAACGAAGCCACGUGGAUGGGUUUUUCCUAACAAUGGAAAGAAUCUACGGAUCGGGGUUCCUUAUCGAACGAGUUUUAAGGAAUUUGUGACGAAAGAUAAUAGCCCGGAUGGUGUUGGGGGUUAUGCUAUUGAUGUGUUUAAAGCUGCAAUAAGCUUAUUACCUUAUCCGGUUCCUUUGCAGUUUUUUCUUUUUGGAGAUGGAUCUGAAAAUCCCAGCUAUAAUGAACUUGUGCAGAAGGUUGCCGAUAAUUACUUUGAUGCGGCUGUUGGGGACAUUGCAAUAGUAACAAACAGAACAAGGAUUGUGGAUUUUACACAGCCAUACAUUGAAUCAGGACUUGUGAUAGUUGCUCUGGUCAAAGAGAGAAGCUCGCCUCCUUGGGCUUUUCUCAAGCCUUUCAGCCUAUGGAUGUGGUGUGUUACAGGAUCUUUCUUUCUUUUAGUUGGUGUAGUUGUUUGGAUACUAGAACAUCGAUUAAACACCGAUUUUCGUGGAUCUCCGAGGCGGCAGCUCGUGACAAUAUGCUGGUUUAGCUUCUCAACAAUGUUUUUUGCUCACAGAGAAAAUACGGUUAGCACUCUUGGAAGAUUCGUGCUAAUCAUAUGGCUUUUUGUGGUGCUGAUAAUCAAUUCGAGCUACACUGCGAGUCUCACAUCGAUCCUCACCGUCCAACAGCUUUCAACAAGGGUCGAUGGGCUUGAUAAACUGAUAUCAAGCUCUGAUCCAAUUGGCAUCCAAGUCGGAUCUUUUGCGAAAAGUUAUCUUAUACAGGAGUUUGGCGUGGCUGAGUCAAGGUUAAAAACCCUGAAACAACCAGACGAUUAUGCAAAUGCUCUUGAUUUGGGGCCAAAUAAUGGUGGUGUUGCUGCCAUUGUAGAUGAGCUCCCUUAUGUCGAGCUCUUCUUGUCAGCCUAUUGCAGGUACAAGACUGUUGGUCAAGAGUUCACAAAAAGUGGAUGGGGAUUUGCAUUUCAAAGAGACUCACCUCUUGCAGUGGACCUCUCAACAGCCAUCCUUGGCCUAUCGGAAAACGGCGAUCUCCAAAGAAUCCACGACAAGUGGCUGACUCGAACCGGCUGCGACUCGCCGGACUCCAGCAUCGCGUCGAACCAGCUGAGCCUCCAGAGCUUCUGGGGCCUCUUCCUCAUCUGUGGCGCUUCCUGCGCAAUCGCCCUCUUCAUCUUCUUCAUGAGAAUCAUCUGUCAGUACAAGAAAUUCAUCUCUCCUGAGGUGACUGAGUCCAAUGUAUCGGAACUGAGUCCGGCUGAGCCUAGUCUGAAGCGCCCAGUCCGUCUGGGAAGCUUGAAAGGUCUGUUGAAUUUUGUUGAUAGGAAGGAGGAGGAGGUGAAGAAUGCAAUUAAGAGGAGAUAUAGUGAGAAGAGUCAGCAUAGUAGUCGCAGUACUGAUGAUCAGCUGAACUCACCAGCUUAGAAUUAUGGCUUCUUUUUGUUGUGUUUCAGUGUUGGUUUUUAUAAAAAUAUAAUGGAUAAGUGGUGAUGAAGGGGUUGUAAACUUCACAUCGAAUGGAGCUAUGUAAAUUUUGGAUCUCAAAAUAUGAAUAAAUUGCGCCAACAAUUUUCCACAAAUUAUUUUGAGGACCAGUUGUGAAACUUCUUACGUAGAAUGAAGCCGAACUCUCAAACAUCAAGGCGUCGGUUGGAGUUUCGAUAGUUAAGCUUGCUCAUGUGGAUGCGGUCUUAAGAAGGGUGACCUCCUGGGAAGUUACAGUAGUGGGACAUAACCAUGAAGCCAUUCGGCCACGAUGUACAAUAUCUUGAUAGCUGAGAGCUCAUGCUGUUACACCAAUAAUAUCGAUUUUUGUCGACAUUUGAAUGCAUUGAUGAUUUUGUAAUUGAGUGAGCUUAGACUCGUUGGAUUUGUCUCGUCGAGAUGCUCAAUUCGACAAUAAGCUUGUUAGAUUUGAAAUCUAUUUGAAUUUUCAAUAGGGCACUUGGAGCUUCCAAAAAUGACAUUGCUCAAUUUGGGCUUGAUUUGACUCAUAUUGGAG